AGGCAAGCGGAGGCGAAGGGAGCAGAGGGGAGACGAGCUAAGCCGAGCAAGGCUGCCCACCCCGGAUCCCCAGUGAAGGGCUCGGGCCGUGCACUCCCUGGCCUCGCCAGUUCCUGUGCCUGCCCCCGUCCCUGGCACGGUAUCCCAUCCUGCCAACUUGUCUUCUUCCCCCGCCGCCCAUCUGCCCUCUCCACGCCUCCCGCCCUCUGGGCCCCCUCCCCCUUUCUUCCUCUCCUCCCCCCUCCCCAGUGCCUCCUGAAAACCCAGCCCUCCCGGGGCGGCCCCGCAGUGCCAGGGACCCGGGGAGCCACCGUCGCCUGCGCGCUCUUCCGAUCUGCCCUCGCCCAGCACCCAGGCUUCCAGUCCGCCCGCCCGUCCCACGGUCCGUCCGACAGUUCCACCAUCAGUCCGUGAGCCCGGAGCCAUGACCGCCGAGAAGGCUCUGCCCAUAGGCAACGGGAAAGCGGCGGAGGAGGCGCGGGACCCCGAGGCCUCCAGUGCUAGCUUGGUGUCCGGCCGCGACAAGAAGGUUCACGAGCGGGGCCACUGGAACAACAAGGUGGAGUUUGUGCUGAGCGUAGCGGGCGAGAUCAUCGGGCUGGGCAACGUGUGGCGCUUUCCUUACCUGUGCUACAAGAAUGGAGGAGGAGCUUUCCUGAUUCCAUAUGUGGUAUUUUUUAUAUGCUGUGGAAUACCUGUGUUUUUCCUGGAGACAGCCCUGGGACAAUUUACUAGUGAAGGGGGCAUUACAUGCUGGAGGAAAAUCUGCCCCUUGUUUGAAGGUAUUGGCUAUGCAACUCAAGUAAUUGAGGCUCACUUAAAUGUAUACUACAUCAUCAUUCUAGCUUGGGCUAUUUUCUAUCUGUUCAAUUGCUUCACCACGGAGUUACCCUGGGCUACCUGUGGGCAUGAAUGGAAUACAGAUCGCUGUGUGGAAUUCCAGAAGUUGAACAUGAGUAACUGCAGCCAGGUGUCCCUCCAGAAUGCAACCUCACCUGUCAUGGAAUUUUGGGAGCGCAGAGUCCUCUCCAUCUCUGACGGGAUCGAGCACAUUGGUAAACUCCGCUGGGAGCUGGCCCUCUGCCUCCUCGCUGCCUGGACCAUUUGCUAUUUCUGCAUUUGGAAGGGGACCAAAUCCACAGGGAAGGUCGUAUAUGUCACUGCCACAUUCCCCUACAUCAUGCUUUUGAUUCUUCUCAUUCGAGGGGUGACGCUGCCUGGAGCUUCCGAAGGGAUCAAGUUUUACCUCUACCCUGACAUCUCUCGGCUCUCUGAUCCCCAGGUCUGGGUAGAUGCUGGAACUCAGAUAUUUUUCUCCUAUGCCAUCUGCUUGGGAUGUUUGACAGCUCUGGGAAGUUACAACAAUUAUAAUAAUAAUUGCUACAGAGACUGCAUCAUGCUGUGCUGUCUGAACAGUGGCACCAGCUUUGUGGCCGGGUUUGCCAUUUUCUCUGUCCUUGGAUUCAUGGCGUACGAGCAGGGGGUGCCCAUUGCCGAGGUAGCUGAAUCAGGCCCCGGCCUAGCCUUUAUUGCCUACCCCAAGGCGGUCACCAUGAUGCCCCUUUCUCCUCUGUGGGCUACCUUGUUCUUCAUGAUGCUCAUUUUCUUGGGACUGGACAGCCAGUUUGUGUGUGUGGAAAGUCUCGUGACAGCAGUAGUGGAUAUGUAUCCAAAGACUUUUCGGCGUGGCUAUCGGCGGGAACUGCUCAUCCUGGCCCUGUCCAUCGUCUCCUACUUCCUUGGCUUGGUCAUGUUAACAGAGGGUGGUAUGUAUAUCUUCCAACUGUUUGAUUCCUAUGCAGCCAGUGGGAUGUGCCUUCUCUUUGUCGCAAUCUUUGAAUGUGUCUGCAUUGGCUGGGUUUAUGGAAGCAAUCGCUUUUAUGGCAACAUUGAAGACAUGAUUGGCUACAAACCACUAUCCCUAAUAAAGUGGUGCUGGAAAGUGGUAACUCCAGGCAUCUGUGCAGGAAUCUUCAUCUUCUUCCUGGUGAAAUACAAACCUCUCAAGUACAACAAUGUGUACACAUACCCCAACUGGGGUUAUGGGAUCGGGUGGAUGAUGGCACUCUCCUCCAUGGUCUGCAUUCCACUUUGGAUUGUCCUCAAGAUGUGGCAGAUUGAGGGCACGCUCCUGGAGAAAUUCAGGAAGUUGAUAGUGCCCAGCCCGGACCUGAAGAUGAGAGGGAAGCUUGGCACUGGCCCACGAACGGUUAUCCUAAAUGACUGUGACGCUAAACUCAAAGGGGAUGGAAACAUUUCUGCCAUCACAGAAAAGGAGACACAUUUCUGAGAGACCUUUCUUCGACUGGGAUUUUUUUUAUAAAUGAAGAUAUAAACUACUUCACUUAAUUAUAGGAGUCGCUUGUUUUGCACAAAAAUUAUUAACAAGUUAAUUUUAAAGUGAACACUGUAUACUUGUUUAAAAGUCAUUAUUUUUUAAUUAUUAUGUAAGUAACAGUCACAAAGAGAUAAUAUUGUAUGGGAUGCUAGCAAAAACUUCUUGUAAUGUGGUGAUUUAAAUUGUCAUUUUAUAGGAAUUAAGAAGGUCUGUAAAAACGUACUGUCAACCUUUUAUACUUUGGGUUUGGGGGAUGGGGUGGCAUUGAAAAGCUCUCAUUAUGUUUCUAAUCCAUUUCCACAGACCAUUUCUUUCUCUGUACACUGGAGAGAAGCUUCCACUCAGUUCUUGCCAUCUUCAUUUGAGCCCCAGUCUCCAUAUCAUAGGAUUUAGAACUUGAAGAGAAUUUAGAGACAGUGAAUCCAAGCCUCUCAUUUGAUAAAUGAGAUGCUAGAGAGUUUGGCAUCCAGGUAGCAACUCCAGGCUCUCCAGGCUUUGAGGUAUGAUAGAAAAAGUUCUGGGCUGAAAAUGAGGAAUCCUAGACUUGAUUUCCAACUUCCCCAGUUACUCACUUAAAUUAUCUUCCCUCUCUUAGUCAUCAUCUUCCUCCUCUGUACCAUGAAGGCACUGGAUGAGGUAACCUCCAAAGUCCCUUCCAACCCUGAUGUCCCCCUAUUUUCUAGUCUCAAAAUCAUAGAUCCAGCCAAGUUUCAGGAAUGGGAGGCCAUAUCUUAGAGAUGAUUAUCCUUCAAAUCAGCAUCAAAGACAUUGUUUUGUGGGACUUAUUUCUCUUUAGUCUAACAAGCAUCAACUGACUCUUACUACUAAGACUUAGGAAGUCCCUCCUCUCCAUCUUUUCUUGCUCCAGCAUAUACUAUCUUUUAUUUGUCUCAGUAUUUGUCUUCCACUUUGGUUGGAAACAUCACACACUUUCUGUUUCAUUCUAUAAGCAAGUGAAUACUAAGAGAAAAGCCACAUCCCCUUAGCCAAUAAAGAGUUAAUUAGAAAAAGUCGUUAAUAUGAUGAGCUUCAUUCUGUCCUUUCUAGAAAUGUUGGCCUUCAGCCCAUUAUUGUAUUUGAAAAGUGAUUGGCAUAGAGUGAUGGGGUAGAAGAACAUGUUUGAAAUCACUUCCUCAAGUUACUGGAAUUAGAGUGGCAUUUCUCUCAUACUACCCAGGAGAGAAAACAGAAUGGAAAGAUCCCCAUGCAAGCCCCAAAUUCCUGCCACUAGUAAGAUCUUAACCAAAUAAUUUUCUGUCUUGGAACUCAUUUGCCACAUCUGGGAUCACAUGCUUCAGAAGGUGUCUUCUAACACUAAUAUCCUAUUCCUAUCUUGCUUUUGUGGUAUAUUUUUAAUUAAUCCUGGGAGCUAGAAUCAUCCCCAUAUCUAGUAUGUAUGUGGUUCAAGUCACCUGAGAAUGUGUUUGGAUGUAGAGAUAUCCCCAAACUAGUGAGGCAGUCUUGGAGUGCAGACCACCUGGGUUUGGGUUCACCUCUGAUAUGUACCGACUGUGUCAUCCUGGACAAGUCCCUUAAAUUCUCAGUGCCACAGGCAACUCUCUAAGGCAUUAAUUGGCAAAGCAGGUGAAGGUUUAAUUCAGUAGAGGAGUUUUUUAAUAUAUCAAUGAAACCACAGGUUCAAACAAAACAAAACAAAACCUUCCCCAUUCCCAUAUUUUAGGAGGCUUACCAAAUGCCUCAUAUGUUAAAAAAAAAUAAAAAUAAAAACUAAAUAAAAUUAUAGAAAUGGUAAGCUUACCCUAAUUUUUAAUACUACAAAAUCUAAUUUAAUAUUACAAAAAGAUGUAGUUUUUUUUUCAAAAGACUAGAUAGUCAUUGUUAAGUUGAUUUGGACCUGUAUAAAAUUUCCUUCAGCUCUAAGUGAUUUCAUCAUUUCCAUGAUGCUUUUUCCCAGUCUUUAUCAAUCUUCUUAGCAUAUAUCUUAGCACAUCAGACUGAAUAUUCUAUUUUGUGGUAUCUGCCACUGAUUAGCUUGGAUAACUCUUUUUCCACUUGGAUCUCAGUCUCUUCCUCUAUAAAAUGAGUGGAUUGGGUUAAAUGAUCUCAAAGAGUUCCUUCAAACACUAACAUCCUAUGAUCCUUCUUUUGGGUUGGUCUCUCAGUUAGAUUUGGGUUUCCAGAUCACUUUGCUUUUUCUUCCCUCUGGCUUGGGUAAUGGAUAGGAAGAAUAGUUGUUCAUGGGAAGUAGUCUGGAAAUGACAUAUUUUUCCAUCCAGAUGUUACAAGCAUGUUCUUUCCCUUCUCUUCAUGUUUUUUUGAGCUCUCCCUUUUCCUUCAGCUUUGACUUAUCUACACUAUUUACUUUCCAAGACUCUUCUUCUAUUAGCCAAUGACAGUAUUAAACUCUUUUGGUCCACUUCCUCUGUAAAUGAUUGUUCCAAAUUUCCACUAUUUCUCUCUUCCAAGACAAUGUCUACCUGCUCUGUCAAUAGUCAAGUGUUGAGUCUUUCAUUUUUCUUCUUAAUAGUCAAUUCUUUCUUUGUUCCUUCCAAGUGGCCCUCUGCCCAGAGAAAUAUAAGCAGCUAGUUAAAAUAAAAAAAAAAAAGGCUGUCCCUCAAUGACCAUGGUUUCUGAAGGAGGUAUUUAUGCUAAACUAUAGUCCAAUCGAUUCCUUGAUCUUGCUUGGUGGCUUUUAAAGCCAUGUCUCUAUACUUACUUACUUGAAUUUUUUCAAACUAAUAUAUCUGUUUCUUAAUUAUCAUUUUAAUUUUUAGGAAUACUUUUUAACCUCUUGCCAUUAACUAACUGACAGCCCUGAAUAAAUCACAAAUACCCCCUUUGAACAUCAGUCAUUUCAUUUAUAAAAUGAGGGUUUUGGGUAGGUAGAUUUGUAAGGCUCUUUCCUGCUUCCUACAUUUCUUGGAGAUGUGAGCUUUUCAGAAUCAGAACUUUUGGUUUACAGCACACUGGGGCUGAAAAGGGGAAAUUUUGUUUACAUCAUAAUGUUUGAAGAAAAUGAAAUAUGAUUUUGAACUAAAGUUUCCCAAACUAACUCAUUUAUCUCUUCUGUCAGAAAUAUAUUUCUUUCCUCAGUUUUGUCAUUUUGUCUUGAUGGCCUUCAGUUUCCCAUGGCCUUGGCUCUCUUUCUUCACUCAUCAUCUGAUCUAGAAUCCCAUCUCCAAAAAGGUAACAAGAUGCCUUCCUCAGGGAUCUUGAGUCUUAUGCCCUAUACCUUAGGUUCAUUUCUUUCUAUGUUCACCAAGCAAGCAUUCCAACAAAUCCUGGGUUUGGAAGUUUUUCGGAUUCUGCUGCUAUAGAUUGUUUUAAUAAUAACUUUAUAUACAUACAUGUGGGAUUACAUGGUCUGAAGUUACUAACAUGCUGGGAGCUCAGUUUUUGUGCAUUUAACACCUGAACUGCUUAACAUUUUAUUCAUGGCGCACAGGAGGGAUUUUUUUCCAAAUUUCCUACUGGUAUUUGUGUACCUUCUUUGGAAACAAAAAAAAUGACACAAAAGAGAAUUAUGUCCUUAUGGUGAUGACUUUUUGAUAUUCAUAUAGAAGCAAUAGAUCCUUUCAGAGAUAUUUACAGUAUUAUUAAAAGAAAGGGUUGUAUUACUGUUUUACACAGCUGAAGUUUUUAUUUGGUAUUCAAAGGGCACAAAAAUUUUUUGUCUGCUUACUCAUUUUUAAAAAUUAAAGAAGUGAACAAUGUG
Sarcophilus harrisii (Tasmanian devil) is the source of this 6014-nucleotide messenger RNA. It is a transcript of the gene SLC6A11, whose product is annotated as solute carrier family 6 member 11. The transcript is spliced from 14 exons. NCBI's taxonomy places the organism in Eukaryota, Metazoa, Chordata, Mammalia, Dasyuromorphia, Dasyuridae. The record is from RefSeq and is a predicted model, not a curated record. The coding region runs from base 425 to 2290 and encodes 621 amino acids. Gene Ontology annotation, biological process: sodium ion transmembrane transport; neurotransmitter transport. Gene Ontology annotation, cellular component: plasma membrane. Gene Ontology annotation, molecular function: gamma-aminobutyric acid:sodium:chloride symporter activity.